Fundulus heteroclitus (mummichog) is the source of this 1347-nucleotide messenger RNA. RefSeq names its product TOG array regulator of axonemal microtubules protein 1-like. NCBI's taxonomy places the organism in Eukaryota, Metazoa, Chordata, Actinopteri, Cyprinodontiformes, Fundulidae. Gene Ontology annotation, molecular function: microtubule binding. Gene Ontology annotation, biological process: microtubule cytoskeleton organization. The record is from RefSeq and is a predicted model, not a curated record. Gene Ontology annotation, cellular component: cytoplasmic microtubule; cilium.
AAUGGAAACUUGGAACCAGAACUUGACCAGCAGCAUGGCAGAAUGGAGACUUGGAACCAGAACUUGACCAGCAGCAUGGCAGAAUGGAGACUUGAACCAGAACUUGACCAGCAGCAUGGCAGAAUGGAGACUUGGAACCAGAACUUGACCAGCAGCAUUAAGCAGCAUGACUAGCUGAAUACUUGCUGGAGCGGAAUGAGAUCAGAACUAGAACCACAGCAGGCAGGCGGAGAUGAAGGAACUUCAGACUGGACGAGAACUGGAAGAGAUGAGCUUUGCCAUGCCACUUUGAGACACAAGAAGAAUCUGUCCGCACCUUCAGAGCUCUGUCCCUUUUCAAAAUCCGAGCUGGUGCUGACACAGAGUUUCAACCUCCUGAAUUCAGAAGACUGGGAGAAGAAGAUUGAGGGUCUGAUGUUCCUGCGCUCUCUCACUUACAACCAUGCAGAUAUGCUUCAGGGCAGGCUUCAUGAAGUUUUUCUGUGUCUCAUCCAAGAGGUGAGGAACCUGCGCUCAGGCGUGUCCAGGGUGACAGUUUGUGCACUGGCCGACCUGUACACACACCUGCAGAGACUAAUGGACCAAGAGCUCGAGGGGAUAGUAAAUGCUUUGCUGCAGAAGGCUGGGGAGAGUAACACUUUCAUCAGGCAGGAUGGUGAUGCAGUGCUGGACUGCAUGGUGCAGCACUGCACCCCGACUCGCAGCAUUUGGGCGUUACUCACUGGAGGAAUCAGUCCUAACCUAGUGGUGAGGAAAUGCACCGCUCAGCAUCUGGCUAAUCUGUUGGAGAAGGUCGGCGCUGCCCGCCUCUUGUCCGGAGGAAAAGAUUUCAAUGAGAGACUUUUACCUGCCAUCACUAAACUUUCACAAGACUCCUCCCAGGAGGCCAGGUACUUUGGUCGUCAAAUGCUGCUGUCUCUGUCAUCUUACCCCGACUUUGACAGGCACCUGGAAAAAUAUAUCACAACCAAAGACCUGCAAGCUGUCAGAGACACCAUCCUAACUCUCAGGACAAAGGGUCUGGGUGAGAUGCCCCAAGAUUCUCAGUCGGCCCAAGGAAGACACUCUCUCCCAGGCAGCGGUACGGUCAGGGCGUCGUCUCUCAACGUAGAGCAACUCAACCAGACCAACAGGGAGCCCAAUAGCAACUACAGCUGUAAACAUCAGACGCAGAGUAUUGCAGACAAAACCGAAUACAUAAAGCAGAUCUCGGGUCUGCUGGGUUCAAAGGACUUCCGAGAGCGGAUCAAAGGCAUUGAUCAGGCCUGACUGCGAGCACAACCCCAGCGUGGUUAUCAAUAGUAUGUUUCCGGUGUUCAAUGUCUUUAAAGCAAGGCUGCAGGAGUC